AUGAUCUUCAGUCUGAGGACCGCUGCGAGGGUCCCCGCUCCAGAGGCGCCACCUAAGUGGGCCAAGACUGAGAGAUCCUUCAGACCCAUGGCUGCUACACUGAGAGGACUCCACCAGUCUGCUGUGGAAGUGAUACAACGUCCAGCCUCAGAGGACAGUGUGACGGACAGUUUUGGACAGUUUAUCCAGGGUGUCCAGCCCCACCACUUGACCCCCACCCUGCUCGACCGUAGCAAGAGGAUGGUUCUGGACUCCAUCGGAGUGGGACUACUGGGCAGCACCACACACGUCUUCCAGCUGGCCCUACAACACUGUCAGCACAUGUAUGCUCCCGAUGACGUCAGUUCUGUUUACGGACGUAGAGGAACCAGACUCUCCCCAACCCUUGCUGCCUUCGUCAACGGAGUGGCCACUCACUCCAUGGACUUUGACGACACCUGGCACCCUGCUACUCACCCGUCGGGGGCGGUCCUUCCUGCCCUACUGGCAGUCAGCGAUAUGCUGCCCAACAACAGAAAGCCAAGUGGGCGAGACUUCCUGUUGGCCUUCAACGUUGGGAUAGAGGUCCAGGGACGCCUGAUGAGGUUCUCCAACGAGGCUCAGAAUAUCCCCAAGAGGUUUCCACCCCCCACCGUUGUGGGUACUCUGGGUAGUGCUGCAGCCUGCGCCCGCCUCCUCUCUCUGGAACGCUCUCAGUGUAGCCACGCCCUGGCCAUCGCUGCCAGCCUAUCAGGAGCCCCCAUGGCGAAUGCGGCCACCCAGUCUAAACCUCUCCACAUCGGAAACGCUGCGCGGCUGGGGCUGGAGGCGGCUCUGCUGUCCUCAAUAGGACUGGAGGCCUCUCCUAGGGUCCUGGAUGACACCUCCGGGGUUGCGGGGUUCAGUGCCUUCUACGAGGACUACGCCCCACAGCCUUUGAUCUCUCCAGAGGACGCGGGGUUGCGGUUCCUACUGGAGGACCAGGACAUGGGGUUCAAGAGGUUCCCGGCCCACCUGGGGAUGCACUGGGUGGCCGACGCUGCUGCCUCAGUGCACAAGCUACUGCUGGGGGAGCUGGAGUCACAGGGGAUGGGGCGAGGGUCACAGGUCGUAGGUCAGGUGCAGGACAUCUUGCUGAGGGUUCCCCACUCCAAGUACAUUAACCGUCCAUUCCCGGAGUCGGAGCACCAGGCCAGACACUCCUUCCAGUUCAAUGCCUGUUCUGCACUGCUGGAUGGGGAGGUCACCGUGUUCUCAUUCUCCCAGGAGGCACUACAGCGACCCGACCUGCUAGCCUUGCUGGGGCGUGUCCGCGUUGAGCAUCCCCAUGACAACCCGGCUAACUUUGACAACAUGUAUGGCGAGGUGCAGGUGACGCUGGUGGGUGGGGAUGUGCUGAAGGGACGCUGUGAUACUUUCUAUGGUCACUGGCGCAACCCGCUGACCGAUGAGAGCCUGAAGAAGAAGUUCUGUAGCAACGCUGGUGCGGUCCUACCCAGGGAAAAGGUGGAGGGGCUGAUUGAGGCUGUAGAGGGACUGGACAGACUGGAGGACUGCUCUCCUCUACUGGCACAGCUGCAGUGAAACACACACACAUCACAGACGUGCACACACACACAC
Molecule: messenger RNA, 1599 nt
Organism: Oncorhynchus keta (chum salmon)
Lineage: Eukaryota; Metazoa; Chordata; Actinopteri; Salmoniformes; Salmonidae
Product: cis-aconitate decarboxylase
Exons: 6
Coding region: 1-1563 (520 amino acids)
Molecular function (GO): lyase activity
Source: RefSeq, a predicted model, not a curated record